Microtus ochrogaster (prairie vole) is the source of this 1217-nucleotide messenger RNA. RefSeq names its product cholesterol 25-hydroxylase (gene Ch25h). NCBI's taxonomy places the organism in Eukaryota, Metazoa, Chordata, Mammalia, Rodentia, Cricetidae. Gene Ontology annotation, biological process: lipid biosynthetic process. Gene Ontology annotation, molecular function: oxidoreductase activity; iron ion binding. The record is from RefSeq and is a predicted model, not a curated record.
AUGGGCUACCACAACCGCUCGGAGCUCCAAGACCUGGGCUGCUCCAGUCCGCUGCUCCUACAGCCCCUCUGGGACACCAUGAGGACCAGGGAGGCUUUCGCGCGCUCACCCUUUUUCCCGGUCAUCUUUUCCAUCAUCACUUAUGUGGGCUUCUGCCUGCCAUUCGUGGUGCUGGACGUCCUGUGUCCCUGGGUGCCCUUGCUACGACGCUACAAAAUCCACCCCGACUUCUCGCCGUCCGCGAGGCAGCUGCUGCCCUGCCUGGGACAGACGCUUUACCAGCAUCUGGUGUUCGUGUUCCCGGUGACGCUACUACACUGGGCGCGCAGCCCUGCACUCCUGCCACAGGAGGCUCCGGAGCUUUUGCAGCUCCUGAGUCACGUCCUGAUCUGCCUGCUGCUCUUCGACACCGAGAUCUUCGCUUGGCACCUGCUGCAUCAUAAGGUGCCCUGGCUGUACCGAGCCUUCCACAAGGUGCAUCACCAGAACGCGUCCUCCUUUGCGCUGGCCACGCAAUACAUGAGCAUCUGGGAGCUGUUUUCUCUGACCUUCUUCGACGUGCUGAACGUCGCGAUACUGCAAUGUCAUCCACUCACCAUCCUUACCUUUCACGUGGUUAACAUCUGGCUGUCAGUGGAGGACCACUCAGGCUACGACUUCCCGUGGUCCACUCACAGACUCGUACCCUUUGGCUGGUACGGAGGCGUGGCUCACCACGACCUGCAUCACUCUCAGUUUAACUGCAACUUUGCUCCGUACUUCACACACUGGGACAAAAUGCUGGGCACCCUGCGUUCCGCGGACUCCAGAGAGCUGUGCGCUUCACACUUGAACCAGGAAAAGAAACAGACUUGAGCUAUUUUUUUUUUAUUUUCAGAAGCAAGUAAUUUAUAAGCCGAUGAACUCUGUGAAAUUUGAUGUGUUUCUGCAAUCCGAAAAAGUAAUUUAUAUAAUGUUUGUGCAUCAGUUUAAUUGUAGUCUUGGUGUCAAAUUCCAACUCACUCCAAUGUCAUUGACUUUGGGACACAAGCUAGACAUUCAGCGUGGUCUAUAUGAAUCACUAUGAUCUCUAGAAUGACUUGUUUGUAGAAACAAAAAUCACACUGGAACUGGGCUAAACACACAUGUUGGUGCGUGCAAGACCUGAUUUCUGACUCUUUAAGUAUCAAACCUGUUCCUGCUGGGCAGUGACCAAGGUUAUAGCAUUUUUUUCUAUC